AUGUCAUUCAUCCCCGCUGUGACUUCCAGCUUGAUACGAUCAUUAAUCUAUGACAACAUGUCUGAUUCUUUCCAAAUAACAGGAGUGAUGGGGACCAGUCUGGUAACUGUCCCGCAGGCUUUGUUGCAGACCUGGGAGCGGGCAGUACACAACUUUUAUAUGCAAUCACAUCUGAGUCAUGGUGGUCUCAUCAGAAUUAGCAGGCUGAGCCAUUAUAUCAUGCUCAGGGAUGAUGCAUACACUGAUAUCGCCUGUGAGCAUGGCACAUUCCAUUUUAAUCCUGCCAUGGGGUUUGACACUGCUACCAUCUCCAGCAAUGACAACACUUUCAACCUUGGACACUGGAGGAAGAAUUUCAAGGACAGAUGCACCAAUUUGUCGAAGAAGAUGCAUUUCAUGUGA
Suillus bovinus is the source of this 402-nucleotide messenger RNA. RefSeq lists its product as uncharacterized. The record is from RefSeq and is a predicted model, not a curated record. The coding region runs from base 1 to 402 and encodes 133 amino acids. NCBI's taxonomy places the organism in Eukaryota, Fungi, Basidiomycota, Agaricomycetes, Boletales, Suillaceae. The transcript has 5 exons.